Molecule: messenger RNA, 1191 nt
Organism: Clonostachys rhizophaga
Lineage: Eukaryota; Fungi; Ascomycota; Sordariomycetes; Hypocreales; Bionectriaceae
Source: the annotation of a GenBank genome assembly
AUGAACUCGACUCAGCCAGUUUUGACUCUUAAUCAGGCGGAGCAUCAUGGUAGAAUGAAUAUCCCUCGAAUCCACGAUUCAGAGCCUGAUUCAAGUGUAGAUUCCCACCAGGCUGAAGACUUGGGCUAUGGCAACACAAAUAAUGUCGCUGUUCAACCCACUGAGAAUCUGCAUUGGACCUCAGCAGGCAUUCCCGGAACUGCUGAAGAGAAUCUCUACUUUGUUUCGCAUCCGGGUUUGAAUCAAGGACAGACCGGUUCUGGAAUUAAUUUGCUAGAAUCUUUCGGGAUACCAUCAACCGGCGAUUUACCACAAGAGAGCCAAGCGGCCGGCGAUUCUCGAUUUGAGAGCUUCACCUGGUACCCCCCCUUGAAUUGGGACGAACUUCCUGGUAUUGAGGAAGAAGUAAGCACAUCUUUGAGAGUGGAAACAGAAAUUGAGGAGCCAGGUAAGCUGAACCUUGCCCUCAGAAGGCUGCCGAAUCUUGAUCCUGAGGCGGGAGUCUUCAGUACCGGGCGUUUUGAAGACUUGGGAAAUGAUGAGAAUUGGAUGGAAUAUAUCUACGGAUUUCCUCAAAUGAUGCUCAAGGCCGGGACAUACCCACCUUUUGUACAUCCGAGUGUCUACCGUUGCUCCGAAGGAGAGGUCACCGCGCCAUUGGCAAUAGCAUUCUGCUGCUUAGGCUCGUAUAAUGCCGCAAUGCGCAGCAGUGAAAAGUUUGCAUACUCGAUGAUCAACCAAGAACGCGAGAAUUUGAUCAAAGACUUUAUGACGAGAUACUUGGCCCGAACUCAGACCACCAAAAUUAUCUGUGCUCCGCAAGAAACAUGGGAAUCAUGGGCUCUUUCAGAGACAAUUCGUCGCACAAUCUUGCUCGUUCAUAGUAUCAACUCCUUGUCAUGCAGAGUCGGAAGGCAGGACCCUCGUUUAUUCGAAUCUCUAGACGAUGAACUUGUCUUCCAAUCGUCUCUACCUGCAGCUAUUGACCUAUGGAGAGCUAAGACAGCCAGCGAAUGGUCCACCAAGAAAUUAUCAAUGAGCGCCAAAGCAACCGCAAGAGAGAAGAUGAAAAUUGGCACAGCAAUUGAGAGUCUAAGUUUUGGCGAAAUAGCUGGUUACUCAUAUGCUUCAGACCCUGACCAGUACUCGCGGAUGGUGGUAGAUUUAUCUCGAUCAAAUUAUGGCAUUUAG